CUAAAACAGGAAGCAACGAGACAUACUUUUUUACGAAGACAGUCUGUGAAAACAACGUCAAACCGUGGAAGAAAAUACGUUAUUGUCCACGAGAAGAGAAACUACACAUCAAAAUCACAGCCUCUUAUUGUGGAUGCAUUUGAUUCAAUCUAAACGGAGAAGGUCUCUGUUGACAACAUGGGACAGCAUCUAGGAAAACGCGAGCCACAGCCGCAGAGCAAGCCUUCGUCACCAGAAGCAGAACAGAGCAUAGAACCAGCACCCGUUGGUGAGACCAUGGCAGAACCCGAAUCACAAGAUGAGGUCUUUGGCCUGGGUGAGGCAGAUGUGAACCCGAACAAUGGCUGCCCCUCUGAGAAGGCGGCGGCGGUGACUGACUCCACGGGCGCUGAGGGGCCCAACAGCUAUGAGGCCAGCACAGCUGAUGCUGACGAUAGCGCCGUGCCACGCCCCCACCUGGUCCGCCUCUUCUCCCGAGAUGCCCCGGGCCGCGAGGACAACACCUUCAAAGACCGCCCUUCUGAAUCGGAUGAGCUACAGACCAUCCAAGAGCACAGCGGAGCGGGAUCAGAGUGCGGUUCAGAGGAUCAGGAUCUAGACUAAGUUUGUUUCUUUGCCCUCCUUUCUCGCUCUUAAUACCCCCUUCGCUCUUACCUGAGAGACCGAACCCCACUUACAGAGAUACUAGCAGCAUUACCCAACCCUAACCACCGACAUGGCAACUGCAAGCUCCUCUGGACUGUCUAGCCUGGGAAGGAAAAAGAAGGCCCCUGGCCUUAUGGAUCAAAUUGGGAACUUCUUUGGAGGGGACAAGAAGAGGAAGAGCAAGGUGAGGAAAGGAGAGAGUUUGAUUUGUUUCAAAGAUACACCUUUAAAGUACCAUGGUUCAUUUUUGUAUUCAGUCUUCAUUUGACGAACUAAUGUCUGACUUAUGGUUUUGGCAGAUUGUGAUCUGCAAGAAUUUGUCACAAGUUUUUGUUUCAAUUUGCUUAGAUUUGAUGUCGUUUUUCUUUUUUCUUGUGAUGUACCAAAGUUUAUGACAUUCUCCUGAAAUGUGCUUAUUUGCGAAUGAAUGGCAUUGAAAGCUACAUUUAGACACUGGAUAACUGAUUUGGGUGUGGUUUGAGAUUAGUGUAGCGCAAAGAGGCUUUGACUUAAAGUCAUUGGAAUAAUUGUUUUGUGAUUGUUAGUACCACAAUUUUUUUUUAUUUAAAAUUGUAUAUUUUACAUUUUAUUUCAGUUGGAGCUUCAAAGCAUCUGUGCUACUUAUAUGGUCAUAGUUGUGGUACAGUACAAGUGAAUGAUUGAAUUGAUCCAUUUACGUGUGUGUGUGUGUGUGUGUGCUUUCAUUCCAAAUAUACUGUAUGCUUAACUCAUAAAUAUAUCUAAAACUGGAGCCGUUUUAAAGUUGUGUAUCAGGUAUUUUUAAGAGAGAGUAAUGAUUCGGGAGAUUUCAUGGGGAAAAUUGUAAGAAAUGUCAUAUGUCAGCACCCUUACUUGGAUGUAUUUUGGGAGAGACUGUUAUGAUUGUUAGGCUACCAAUUUACCUGAUUUCUGAGUCUUUAGUUGUUUGCCAUUUUAACUGUGGAUAGUCCAUGGUGGGGAACUAUAACCUAAAUGCCUUGCAUGGACCUCCAUCGGGUGUGGAGAGAGUCUUCGACUAGGAUUCUCUCACUCCUUUACAAAGACAGCUCUAGCCCAUAAUAUUGUACAUAAUCCAACAUAAAUAAUAUAAUAUACUAUAGAGUAGGAGAACCCAUUUAUCUCGGCUAAUCCUUAUCCUAUAUGGGUUUAUGUAGAAUUCAAGAUGCUGCGUUGUGUAGUCGGAGUUCAGAUAAUAUAUGUCAUUUAGAGGACGCUUUCAUCCAAAGCGAUUUACAGUCAUGCGUGCAUACAUUUGAAGUAUGGGUGGUCCCGAGAAUUGAACCCACUAUCCUGGCGUAGCAAGCGCCACCUGGACCCAGAUGUGUGUGUGGAUAACUGUUGCGGUACAGUGAGAAUAGUUGAGCCCACAUUGCCUUGUUUGUCUCGCUCUCUCUGUGAUGUGCUAAAUGCUAAAUCCCAAAGCCUCUCCUUUGAGCUGGUGACAAGGGAUGUUGAUAUGGCAACCCAGUGCAGUGCACAUUUCAGUCCGCUUGGCACUGUUUGUGUAUCAUUUGUCACCUUUGGAAGCAGAGGAAAGUCUGAAACAAAACGUACUGUAUAUUUCAACAGUUAUGUGUUGAAGUUGGUACAGUGUGUUGAAGAGAGAGUUCAAGUCCAACUCUGUUAUGUUGUCCAGCUCUGUUUCACUCUGGGGAUUGGGAGUGAGUUCCUCAUUGGUUCAGAGAGGAGAAUGGUAGUUUGAGAUGGUGAUCCAAUAGGUUGUAGAAUGUGGUCUGAACUGUCUCAACAAUAUGCAUUCUCCCAAGCCUUAUAACAACUUCAGAGAGGACAAAAAUCUUUUGACUUUUGCAUAUUUUAAUUCAAUCCCAGAUCAAAGUAAUUUUAGCAGUUUUUGUUUUUCAUUUCGGAAUGAUUUGGUUGUGUGCAUUGUAGAUCAGAUUCUUUCACAUUUUAAACAUCAUUGAAAUGUACUGCUAAAACAUCUGUCACGAGUGAAAAUGUCAGUGUUUUGCCUGUCAAAAUUGAAUGAACAAAAUUAUUGUAAAAAGAGGCAGUAUUAGCUUUUUGGUUUUAUCUAUUUUAUCUAUUUGUUUGAAUUUCAUUGUCACCUCUUUCUGUUCUUUCAGGAAAUGGUAUGUUGUUUUCUACAUCAGAGUAGUGGAGUUGCCUUCAGAUGUGUGAUAAGUGUUUGUAAUUCAAAUACAUGAUCCCUAACUCUCUGUUGCCUCGGGCAGAAUAUAUUUUUUUUUUCUGCACUGAUCAAAGUUUAAAAAAGGAUAAACAUAUUUAAA
Molecule: messenger RNA, 2897 nt
Organism: Salvelinus namaycush (lake trout)
Lineage: Eukaryota; Metazoa; Chordata; Actinopteri; Salmoniformes; Salmonidae
Product: myelin basic protein-like
Exons: 4
Coding region: 178-603 (141 amino acids)
Molecular function (GO): structural constituent of myelin sheath
Source: RefSeq, a predicted model, not a curated record